AUGGAGUUAUUUCCGCUGAUACGGGCGGGCAAGGGCGCCAAGGUGCGAGCCUUGCUGGAAGAUGACAAGGGCGACCACAAGCGCGACGUCAACGUCCGCAACGAAAAGGGGCAGACGCCACUCUACUGGGCCUGCGAGCUCAAGUCCGAUUCUGGCGUCGAGCUGGCCGCUCUGUUGAUCAAGCACGGCGCGGACGUCAACUUGCCCGAAGACCACGGCUUCACGCCUCUGCAUCUGGCGGCGUACAUCGGCAACGUCAGCGUGGUCCGACUACUACUCGAGUCGGGGGCACUGGUCAACAAGGGCAACAAAUCACAGAGCACCGCGCUUCACCUCGCCUCGCGAAACGGACACGAAGCUGCGGUGGCGCUGCUCAUUCAGCACGGCGCGGACAUUCCUUUGGCCUACGCCAAGGACGCACAGAUUUCCAAGCUCCUCCAAGACGCGAUGCUCGUGGAAGGCAGGCAAUCGCGGGCGCGUUCGGUGGCUUCGGCGAUAUCCAGGGAAGAGCUUGCGACGAGCAGCCAAAGCGACGACGAAGCGCGAAAGAAAGCGCGAAAGCGAGAGCUGAAAAAGAAGGACGCACUCCUGCGGCGGCCCAGCAAGCGUGAGCUCAAGAUGAAGGACCACGACGACGAGGAGACCAAGGAGUACGAGGAGGAGCUGGAGAAGCUCAAGUCGCUCGUCGGCAUCCUCAGCGACCGACUGGCGCGCGAGGAGCGCAUCACAGAGAGCCUCCAGCGCGAGCGGGACGAGGCCCGGCGGCGCGGCCUGUGCGAGCGGUGCCGCCAGGCGCGGCGCGACACCGUGCUCGUGCCCUGCAUGCACCUGGCCUUCUGCUGGGACUGCUGCGGGCGGAUGGCCAUGAAGUGCCACAAGUGUGGCGUGGGCGUCGAGGGCAUGAUGCGCGUCAAUGUGGAUUGA
This is a messenger RNA of Acanthamoeba castellanii str. Neff, 924 nucleotides long. Its product is annotated as chain a, 4ank: a designed ankyrin repeat protein. Gene Ontology annotation, molecular function: protein binding. The transcript has 9 exons. The coding region runs from base 1 to 924 and encodes 307 amino acids. NCBI's taxonomy places the organism in Eukaryota, Discosea, Longamoebia, Acanthamoebidae. The record is from RefSeq and is a predicted model, not a curated record.